Messenger RNA from Ziziphus jujuba (common jujube), 1794 nucleotides. RefSeq names its product octanoyltransferase LIP2p2, chloroplastic. Lineage: Eukaryota; Viridiplantae; Streptophyta; Magnoliopsida; Rosales; Rhamnaceae. Gene Ontology annotation, molecular function: lipoyl(octanoyl) transferase activity. The coding region runs from base 510 to 1448 and encodes 312 amino acids. The record is from RefSeq and is a predicted model, not a curated record. Gene Ontology annotation, cellular component: mitochondrion. Gene Ontology annotation, biological process: protein lipoylation. The transcript is spliced from 7 exons.
UAGAACUGAAUCAGUGCGUCAAAACAAUGAGUCCAAAAUUCAGACUCUCUCUCUCUCUCUCUCUCUCUCACUAUUCCUAUUCCUGGGUUCAAUACCUGCAUUUUGCGGGGCCAUGGUCUAGGGUUUCUGAUCAGCUAGCGUUGUUUAGUGCCAAAGCGCCAUGGCCUCCAAGUUCGUCUACUUCCUUUCCUGCUUCAUUUUCCACCUCCGUUUCGCUCUCGCAGGACAGACGAGCUUGAUGGAGUCAGUUCCAGAUCUGCAGAAUUCUAUGUACAAGGUUGUUGAUGGAUAUCCAAAAAAGUUGUAGAUUUUUCCAUUCCUUUUCCGAACAGAAUUUCACUAAUACUUGUGGUGGUAAUACAUUCUGGAUACAACAAAGAAGCAGAGAAUGACGUUGGGUCUAUAGAAGAUGAAGUUUGGAGACUAGAAUAGUUCUUAGAAUGGAGACAGCUUUAGUUACUGAUAAAGCCAGGAAUUGAUCGUCUUUUGAUUUUUUUCAGGAGUAAGAUAUGAUUCUCGGUGUGACUUACCAUGUCAGCUCAAACCCAACAUGUUCAAUUAGCAAGCAUUUGAAUGAUCGAGAACGCUCUCCCCCCUGGACGGUCGUUUCAAAUUUGAACAGAUUCUCAGAUCAUAAAACCCCAAAAUCCACCGUGCUGUCACCUGAGCCAAGAAAACCGUGUGAAUACUAUGAUUUGCAUAAAGAGCUAGUUCCAUACCAGGAGGCAUGGUCUUGGCAAAAAAGCAUUGUGAAGGAGAAAAAGGCUUUGAUUGAAAAAAAUACUGAUUGUCCAGACACACUAAUUGUUCUUCAGCAUCAACCUGUAUAUACAAUGGGUACAGGUAGUUCUGAGGAAUUCUUGAACUUUGACAUGAAGAAUGCUCCUUAUGAUGUUUAUCGAACUGAACGUGGUGGUGAAGUUACAUAUCAUGGUCCCGGUCAGCUUGUUAUGUACCCUGUUAUAAAUCUCCGAAACCACAAGAUGGACCUUCAUUGGUACCUCAGGGCACUAGAGGAGGUGGUAAUUCGUGUUCUUUCUAAAACAUUUUCUAUCAAGGCUUCUCGGCUUGAGGGUUUCACUGGUGUUUGGCUUGGAAACCAGAAAUUGGCAGCAAUUGGGAUACGGGUAACCAAAUGGAUAACAUAUCAUGGCUUAGCAUUGAAUGUGAGCACAGAGUUAACACCUUUUAACUGGAUAGUCCCUUGUGGAAUACGAGAACGCACAGUUGGAAGCAUUAAGGGGUUGGUUGGAGAAUGUCAAUCAACUGGUCGUGGAAAAACAAAUAUACAUGAUCGAAGUGAUAGCCAGUUGAUUGAUAUUGCUCACAAGUCUCUGAUUAAUGAGUUUUCUGAAGUUUUUCAGCUUGAUCUCCAUCACAAAGUGUCUUCUUUUUGUCCUUUUCGUGAAGGAAAACCAGUAAAUUCUCCUGCUGAGAAAGUAAUUUAGUUGAGAAGAUUGGACAUAGAAUGGUAGAUUUCAUCCUUAUGCCUAGAUUUUUGAAGGACCACAUUAUUAUAGAGGCAUUGCCGGUAUGAUGCCUAGAUUUUGAAGGACCACAUUAUCAUGGAGGCAUUGCCGGUAUGAUGCCUAGAUUUUGAAGGACCGCAUUAUCAUUAUUAUUAUUAUUAUUAUUAUUAUUAUUGAUAUAUACUUUAUACAUAUGGAGAAUUGUCUCCACUAUCCUGGACUAUAAUUUAAAUGUAGGACUUCUUACUCCGCUGUUGGCUUUCAUCAACUGCCCAUAAAAUUUUACAUUUUAGAUUUUAUUUAUUUAUUUAUUUCUCAAAACGAA